Clupea harengus (Atlantic herring) is the source of this 3814-nucleotide messenger RNA. It is a transcript of the gene polr1b, whose product is annotated as RNA polymerase I subunit B. Gene Ontology annotation, biological process: DNA-templated transcription. Gene Ontology annotation, cellular component: nucleus. NCBI's taxonomy places the organism in Eukaryota, Metazoa, Chordata, Actinopteri, Clupeiformes, Clupeidae. Gene Ontology annotation, molecular function: DNA-directed RNA polymerase activity; ribonucleoside binding; DNA binding. The record is from RefSeq and is a predicted model, not a curated record.
UGACGAGAAGAAACCAACUUCCUGCUGGCUUUCAUGCGCACGUGAAUCCAAAAGCAAGCAUGGAUUACUCCACGAAGUGGAGUAAUUUAUCCUCUGCACCAAGUUUAAAAAACCUAACCGAACCGGGGUUUGGUGUCCCCAAAGAACAACAACAUGCUGCAGUACAGGACCUUGUAAAAGCACACUUAGAGUCGUUUGAUCAUGCGGUCACCGAUGGACUGUGCCGGGCUUUACAGGCCAUCCCACCUUUGGAGUUUACAUUCAGGAAUGAUAGGAUUGCUUUGGCUUUCGUCGAAGCAUCCAUACACAAUCCAAUGGCAAGUAAAGGAAGCAUCUGCAAAGACACGCGAGUCUUCCCGGCGGAGUGUCGAGGCAGGCGCUGCACCUACCGAGGGAGGCUUGUGGCUGAUGUUAGCUGGUCAGUAAAUGGCGUUCCAAAAGGCAUCAUCAAGCAGUCACUAGGCGUUGUGCCUAUUAUGGUGAAGUCUAAGUUGUGUAACCUGCAUGGACUUUCACCAAAGGAACUCAUUGACCACCAUGAAGAGGCAGAGGAGAUGGGCGGGUAUUUUAUUGUGAAUGGCAUCGAGAAGGUCAUCCGUAUUCUCAUCAUGCAAAGGAGGAACUACCCAAUAGCCAUGUCACGACCCAAGUGGAAGAGUCGAGGACAGGGAUACACACAGUACGGUAUUUCGAUGCACUGUGUGAAAGAGGAGCAUACAGCCAUCAACAUGAACUUACAUUAUCUAGACAAUGGCACAGUGAUGCUGAACUUCAUCUUUCAGAAAGAGCUCUUUUUCAUUCCCCUGGGUUUUGCACUGAAGGCACUGGUGGACUUCACAGACUUCCAGAUCUAUCAGGAGUUGAUCAAGGGCCUGGAGGAUAACUCCUUCUACAAGAGCUGUGUCUCCCAGAUGCUGCGCGUGGUCAUGGAGAAGGGCUGCACCACCAAGGAGAAGGUGCUCCGCUAUCUGGGCGAACGCUUCCGGGUCAAGAUGAGCCUACCGGAGUGGUACACCCAUGAGCAGUGUGCCCACUACUUACUAGAUGAGUGUCUAUGCAUCCACUUGAAGUCAGACGUGGAGAAAUUUUACCAGCUGUGCCUGAUGACCCGGAAGUUGUUUGUCUUCGCCAAAGAAGGAUGCAUGGAAGAGAACCCCGACAGUCUGAUGUGUCAGGAGGUCAUCACUCCAGGCCAGCUCUACCUCAUGUUCCUCAAGGAGAGAUUGACUGCCUGGCUAUAUUCAGUGAAAAUUGCCUUGGACAAGAGAGGCCACAGGGUGCCAGUUGACCUCUCCUCCGAGGCCUUGAUGAAGAUGUUCAACAUGGGCACAGACCUCACCAAGCCUUUUGAGUACCUUCUGGCCACUGGAAACCUCCAUUCAAAGACGGGCCUGGGAAUGCUCCAGAACACGGGCCUGUGCGUGGUGGCCGACAAGCUGAACUUUGUGCGCUACCUGUCGCACUUCCGCUGCGUGCACAGAGGUGCUGCCUUCGCCAAGAUGAGGACCACGUCGGUGCGUCGGCUGCUGCCCGAAUCCUGGGGCUUCCUGUGCCCCGUGCACACGCCUGACGGCGAGCCCUGUGGUCUGAUGAACCACAUGACCGCCCACUGCGAGAUCGUGGCCCCUUCCCUCUCCACCACCACGCUCCCCGCCCUGCUCUGCUCUCUCGGAGUGACACCAGUAGAUGCCACCCCUAGUCAGCCAUAUUCGGAUUGCUACCCUGUGCUCCUAGACGGAGCCCUUGUGGGCUGGGUGGAGAAGGAACUGGCACCUGCUUUGGCAGAGUCCCUCCGCAGGUUCAAGGUGCUGAAGGAGAAGCGAGUACCUCCCUGGACUGAGAUUGUCCUGGUUCCUCAGACAGGCAAGGCCAGCAUGUACCCUGGCCUCUUCCUCUUCACCACGCCCUGCCGUAUGGUGCGGCCUGUGCGUAACCUUGCCCUGGGCAAGCAGGAACUCAUUGGGGCCUUUGAGCAGCUCUUCAUCAAUGUGGGCAUAUUUGGGGAUGAGAUUGAAGAAGGGGUCACGACACACCAAGAACUGUUCCCUCACAGCAUGCUGAGUGUGGUGGCCAACUUCAUCCCUUACUCAGACCACAACCAGAGUCCCAGAAACAUGUACCAGUGUCAGAUGGGUAAACAGACUAUGGGCUUCCCUCUCCAUUCAUAUAAAGAACGUUCAGACAACAAACUCUACCGUCUGCAGACCCCCCAGAGUCCGCUGGUACGACCAGUCAUGUAUGAUCAUUACAACAUGGACAAUUAUCCCAUCGGUACCAACGCCAUUGUGGCCGUGAUCUCCUAUACAGGUUACGACAUGGAGGACGCUAUGAUUGUGAACAAGUCAUCAUGGGAGAGGGGCUUCGCCCAUGGCUGUGUGUACAAGACCGAGUUGGUGGACCUCUCUGAGAAGGUGAAGGGUGAGGAUGGUGUGGUGUUUGGGGUUCAGCCAGGAGACGCCAAGGUCAUGAACCACCUAGAUGCUGAUGGGCUACCACAUAUCGGCACCACACUACACUACGGAGAUCCCUUCUACAGUCAUAUUAACCUCAACACUGGCAAGGGUUAUGUGACCUACUACAAGAGUCAGGAAAGCUGUGUAGUGGACAACAUAAAAGUGUGCAGUAACGACGUGGGUACGGGCCGCUUCAAGCGCGUGUGCAUCACGGUGCGUGUUCCUCGCAACCCCACCAUCGGCGACAAGUUUGCCAGCCGCCACGGCCAGAAGGGCAUCUUGAGCCGCCUGUGGCCGACCGAGGACAUGCCCUUCAGUGAGAGCGGCAUGACUCCCGACAUCCUGUUCAACCCCCAUGGCUUCCCGUCCCGCAUGACCAUCGGCAUGCUCAUCGAGAGCAUGGCGGGGAAAUCGGCCGCGCUCCACGGCCUAUGCCACGACGCCACGCCCUUCAACUUCUCCGAGGAGCACUCGGCCCUCGGCUACUUCGGCGACUCGUUGCGUGCCGCUGGCUACAACUACUAUGGCACCGAAAGGCUAUACAGCGGCAUCAGCGGCCUGGAGCUGGAGGCCGACAUCUUUGUGGGCGUGGUGUACUACCAGCGCCUGCGUCACAUGGUCUCAGACAAGUUCCAGGUGCGGACCACGGGCGGGCGCGACAAAGUCACCCAGCAGCCGUUAGGCGGCAGGAACAUCCAGGGCGGUAUCCGCUUCGGAGAGAUGGAGAGGGACGCGCUGCUGGCCCACGGCUCAUCCUUCCUGCUGCACGACCGCCUCUUCAACUGCUCAGACCGUUCGGUCGCGCAGGUGUGUAUGGACUGUGGCAGCCUGUUGUCGCCCCUUCUGGAGAAGCCGCCGCCAUCUUGGUCAGCCACACGAUGCCGCAGGACUGUAUGCACUCUGUGUGGCAAAAGUGACGCCAUCGACACGAUUGCUGUGCCUUACGUUUUCCGCUACUUUGUGGCAGAAUUGGCAGCCAUGAACAUCAAAAUCAAGCUUGACGUAAAGUAGAGAGCCAGAGGUGGUUGUCCAUUGUGUUCUUUUGUUUUAUUUAAACGUAAGGCAGAAUGGGGCUAACCAAGUGUUGAUGUCCGUUGUUGUGUGACUAUUAAAAAGUGUAAUGUAUGUCAGUCACUACAUGGUGACCGAAUCAUCACUUCCAAAUACCCCAUGGGUCAUAAAAUUGUAAAGGCAAUUGAUUUAUAUCUUGAAGAUCAAUGUAAUAAGGUAAUCAUUUCUUUAUUAAGUUUCAGUGUUACCACACACACUCAACAACACACUAUUACUCAUCAGAACAAGACCAUGACAUGCGCAAUAUUGCAAACGUUUCCAGCUUGAUGUAUUAAAACAUAAAAAAGGAA